This is a messenger RNA of Vespa velutina, 2288 nucleotides long. Its product is annotated as alpha-tocopherol transfer protein-like. NCBI's taxonomy places the organism in Eukaryota, Metazoa, Arthropoda, Insecta, Hymenoptera, Vespidae. The coding region runs from base 377 to 1420 and encodes 347 amino acids. Gene Ontology annotation, cellular component: membrane. The record is from RefSeq and is a predicted model, not a curated record. The transcript has 7 exons. Gene Ontology annotation, molecular function: phosphatidylinositol bisphosphate binding.
GAAUUAGUAAAAAGAAGUGGGAGAUUGAGGCUAUCAAUAAUCAAAUUCGAUAUUAAUUCUACUCGUUGGUUCAUCACUUUCAGUCCAACUUCGUCUUUGAGACGUACUUCUUCUUGUCAUCUUGUUUUUGUUAUUUUAUAUCCCUACUUAGAGUGAUUAGAAAGUCUCUUGGUUAGAUACAUAAGAGAUACACAGUCGGUUGUUUGAUUUCUCUCGUGUAUUAUUAGUGAACGUUAAGAAAAUCAGAUCUACUUGACGAAACGACUUUUAUGUUCGUUGAUAAAAAUUAUAAAGAUAACAUCAUUAUAUUUCGAUAUAUAUAUUUUUUAUUUAUUUAUUUAUUUGCAUCAUCAAAUAAAUCGUAUAUAGAACAAUAAUGGAAGAAUCUACGUCGUGUUCAAUGAAAGAAAAAGAUAAAUCAAGCAAAGAACUUCGUGACGAAUUUCCCUCCGAGGCUAAAAGUGAAUUUCGCGAGGAAGUUUUAUCAAAUGAAUCAAGUAAAAAAGAAUUUAUGAUAGAUCAAAAUAAACUAAAGUUUGCGCCAUAUUUAAACGUGUAUGGAAAAGAACUGAAGCCCCGAAUGACCAUCGAUGAUGAAUUUAUAGAAAAGGCUCGGAAGGAACUUCGUGAAACACCAGAAGUAGUUGCUGAAGCCCUGAAAACUAUCAGGGAACUAGUAAAAGGAGAUAGCGACUUAAUCAUACCGGAUCAUGAUGAAUUCUUUACGAUAUUUUUACGACCAUGUAAGUGGUAUCCAACUAGUGCGUUUCACUUGAUACAAAGAUAUUAUAAAUUUCGUUUAAAUUACCCGUACAUGACCGAGAACUUAACACCAAUGAAUAUGAAGUAUUGUUUUUGUGCGAAUCUUUUGAUACCUCUUCCGGUAGAAUGUAUUGACGGUAGUAGACUUUUGCUUGUGUACGGUGGAGCAAAAUGGAAACCAAAGGAAUAUAAUCCCUACGACUUAUUAAAAUGCUUAAUGAUUAUGUUGGAAAUUGUUAUUAAGGAACCCGCAACGCAGAUCGCCGGUGUACAAAUUAUCAUCGAUGGGAAAAAUUUACCAUUCAGUCACUUGCCUUACAUCACACCAAAAUUUGCAGCUGUGAUGGCGGAAUGGAUUCAAAGGUGUUUGCCUUGUCGCCUGAAGAAUAUUCAUAUUAUCAAUCAGCCUUUCAUAGCCAAUAUCAUCUUUACUGUCUUCAAACCUUUUUUAUCGGAAAAAUUCUAUAAAAGGAUUCACUUUCACGGGACAAAUAGAGAAAAGCUGAUAAAUAUGAUAGGUAGAAAAGCGUUGCCUAAAGAGUACGGCGGUUUGGAACUGUCUGAAAGUCCUAUGGGUGAAGAUAUCUGGAAUUACUUCUAUCACUGGCAAGAAGAAUCCGAAAAUUCUUUUAAGUACGGAUACAUUAACAAGAAAUGAGAAAAAAUAUUAAUUAAUAUGAACGUUCAUUUUCAUUUUUGUCGUAUCAUUUUAAUGCUACGUAAAAUGUUUUAACGAGAAACGUUCAUCGAAACUAUUUUAUGCAUAUAAUUUCUUUGUUUUUUGUUCUCUCUUUUUUUUUUUUUUUAAUGUUUUAUAUUACAUAACAAUCUUUAAAGUUUGAUCUAUUAAUUAAUUCACUAAUUAUAAAAAGGAAUAUUAAUUUGUAGUCAAAUUAUGAUUUAUAUAUUCUCUUUCGAUAAAAACCUUAUUAUCUGUAAUUUAUCAAAGAAUAAAGAACGACAUUGCAUAUACAGGAAAUAAUAAUUUUUGUGAUAAGCGAUAAACGGACUCGCCGAUUUCUCGCAUUAUCAUAAACUUUGCAAUGGUAAUGGCUAACUGCGGUUUGUACACCAAAAAAAUUAUUGUUGUUAUAUAAAAAGUGAUCUUACAUUUUGAUGAGCGCACAAUCAAAUCGUUUUAUAACGUGAUAUAAACGAAGUGUAACAUUAGUGAAUGAUCUAACAAAAAGGAAAGGUCAGUAUAGAGAGAAUAAAAAAAAAUUAAAAUUAUAAAUAAGACACUUAUUACUCUCUUUGUGGAUAAUGACAUCGACAAAAAUCAUGUAACUGUGAUUUUCACAGCCGUCAUUGUCGAUCGAAAGUCAUCGCCAACGACGACUUCGGAUUCGAUACCUCUUUCUCUUUAUACAAAUCUUUCUUUUCGUAUUAUCUUUUCUGAGAUUCGUGGAUCGUGCUACUUGUUGUAUCCAUACGAGUUUAUAGCUGUAAAAGAAGAAAAGAAAUUAUGAUUAAAAAGUGAUCAAUUGUAUGAUUUAGCAAAAAUAUAAACAUAAUAAUAUAAUUUA